GUAGAGCCACAUGGCCACAAACGGAGCUGCUGUUAACAAGAGGAGGAGCAGAAAGAGAGAGAGAGAGAGAGAGACAGAGAGACAGGGAGAGACAGAGACACUGAAAGGAGCAGCAGAGAGGAGCAGCUGGAUCCACAUCACCCGCACAUUAUCAGGCUUCUUCUCUUUUUCUCUCCGGGCUCUCCAUCCGCAGCAGGACACAUCAUGGGAGGCAAGCUGAGCAAGAAGAAGAAGGGAUAUGACGUCAGUGAUCCCAAGGAUAAAAAGGAGGAGAGUGCAGUGGUGGCAACAUCAGCCUCAGAGCAGAAGGAUGAAGCUCCAGCCACUGAGGCCACCAAGGUGCCAGAACAAGCUGCUGCUCCAGCUGAGCCAGCUGCUGCACCUACAGACGUAAAGGAAGAGGUGAAGGAAGAGCCUGCAGCAACCAAGGAAGCUGCAGCUGCACCAGAGCAACCAUCAGCUGCUCCGGUGGAGGCUGCAGCGGCCCCAAAGGAACCAGAGGCUGCACCAGAGAAGCCUCCAGCCCCAGUAGAACCUUCAUCUGCUCCAGUGGAGGCUGCAGCUCCCAAAAAGGAGCCACCGGUGGACUCAGCGGAACCUCCAGCUGCCCCUGUGGAAGCUGCUCCUGCCCCUGUAGAGGCUAAAUCUGCCCCAGUGGAACAGGUCCCAAAGAAACCAGCGGAGGAACCAUCAACUGCCCCAGUGGCGGCUGCUGCGGUUCCCACUGUGGAAGCUGUUUCUGCACCUGUAGAGGAUGCUCCUGCCCCAAAGGAGCCUGCACCUGCCCCAGAAGAGCCUACAGCUGCCAAAGAGGAACCUGCACCUGCCCCAAAGGAGGCUGCACCAGUGGAAGUGGCUGUAGCUACAACAGUGGAAGCUGUUGCUGCCCCAGCAGAGACUGUAUCUGCCCCAGCCGAGCCUGAAACUACACCAGUAGAGGCUGCUGCUGCCCCAGAGGAUCCUCCAGUUGUCCCGGUGGAGGCUACAAUUACACAAGUGGAAUCAGUUCCCGUCCCAGAGGAACCGGUAGCUUCACCAUCGGAGCCUGAAGUUCUACCACAAGAACCAGCUGCUGCAGAACCAGAACCUACCCCAGUAAAGUCUGUAGCUGCCACUGAGGAGCCUGUUGUGGCCCCAGUAGAGUCUGUAGCUGCCCCACCACAAGAACCAACAGCUGCAGCUGAGGAACCAGAACCUAAGCCAGUAGAGCCUGUAGCUGCACCAGAAGAACCUGAAGCUGCAUCUGAAGAACCUGUAGCUGCACCAGAAGAGCCUGUAGCUGCACCAGAAGAACCUGUAGCUGCACCAGAGGAGCCCAUAGCUGCAUCAGAAGAACCUGUAGCUGCACCAGAAGAACCUGCAGCUACACCAGAGGAGCCCGUAGCUGCACCAGACGAACCUGUAGCUGCACCAGAGGAGCCUGUAGCUGCACCAGAAGAACCUGUAGCUACACCAGAGGAGCCUGUAGCUGCACCAGAAGAAACUGUAGCUGCACCAGAAGAACCUGCAGCUACACCAGAAGAGCUCGCAGCAGCACAGGUAGUGGAGGAAGCCGUCCAGGAGGUUUUAAGCACCAUGGAGGUUCAACAAGUAUCAGCUGAAAAUGCAGAAAACACAGAGGUGCCAGAGCCAGAGCUUCCAGAACCUUCUCAAGAAUCCGAGCCCAGUGCUGCAGCCCCAGAACCUGAACCUGAACCUGAACCCGUUGCUGCUCUGAAACCUUCAGAACCAGAGCCUGUGGCCCAGCCAGAGAGUGAAGAACCCAUUCCUGAAAUUGUGAUUUCUGAGUCAGCUUCAGCCAAUGAGCUUUCAGCUGAGGAGCCCAGCGCUGCCCCUAGUGGUACGGAGGAGAAGCUGGACAAUGGCAACUGCGACAGCGCUGGAGUUGAGGAAGAACCUUCCGGAACCGCACCUAAAGUGAAUGGGGAUUGUAAGGAGAAGGCCAACGGAGAUGCCAACGGAGAUGCUGAGGAGUGUGUCAAUGGAGUCGUGGCAGAAAAAGCUGCGCAAGAACACACUGACUGUGAACUGAAAAAGGAUUUAAGCCUUGCUGCUGACCCUGCUGGAGAUGUGGUGGUCAGCCAGGCCAUCGAUACGGUCUGAAAAACCCUUGAAAUGUGAAUUCCAUUCUGAUGCAAUUGAAAAAAGUCCAAGAAAGAACACAGGCUUUCUGAAAAUAGACGUCAAGAAUGCCUGUCGUGGUAUUUUCAGGCAAAAAAAAAAGGAAUUUCUGGUCAACCCAAAAAAAGAAAUGCAACCACUCAAGAGCUAAAAGAGAGACAAAAAGAGAGAGAGAGUGAGAGAGUGAGGGAGAAUUACAGAGAACCAGGAAAAGUCAAAGAGAGAGAGAAUGAUAGAGAGAGAGUGAGAGUGAACAGCGCUGGAAGCCUUUGUACCCUGCCGUGUUCGGCGAAGGCCGGCUGGUGAAUAUAUAAACCAGAAUGAAUGUGAACGAUAGUUAGGCAUAAACAGAAAACAAACUGGACCACAGAUCAAAACUCUGGACAUUAAAGAAACAAAAAAAACAACAACAACAAAAAAAAACAAAAACAUGAUUGGAAUGAAUAGUCUUGUGUUUUUUUGCGUGUGAUUCUGAUAAAUAUGAAAAAAAAAACUGGGUUAUUGGAUUAGCAUUUAAUAGCGUAUAAUCUAAUUUAGGUUUCACAUAUCCUUUCCGUAUCCGAAUGAAGAUUUUCAACUGCGCCGAAUCAGUGAGGAGGAAUGUUCGUUUUUAACGUGAUGGAUUAGAAAAAAAAAGACAAAACAAAACAAAACAAGACUCUUAUACCUUUAAAACCUUGGUGCUUUCAUUUUCACACCUUUCAUUCUUACCCGGAACGAGUGCCUGAGACUGAAACGGUCUUUUGUUAACUUGUGUAAUAUUUAAAAAAGUAUUUCAAAUAAAUGUACGGCAGAAACCUGG
Molecule: messenger RNA, 2923 nt
Organism: Colossoma macropomum (tambaqui)
Lineage: Eukaryota; Metazoa; Chordata; Actinopteri; Characiformes; Serrasalmidae
Product: vegetative cell wall protein gp1
Exons: 2
Coding region: 205-2103 (632 amino acids)
Source: RefSeq, a predicted model, not a curated record